AUUAAGUGUAAUCACGUCAUUAUUUAGGAACGUCAGCUAUGGAAACACAAACACUUAGAAGUGUGCGUGACAAGUGGGCAGAGACUUAGAGGAUAGCUGCGAGUACUUAAAUUAAGAGUCGCCUUAGGAAGUGAGCAUUUUCUGGUAGAACUUAGAAACAAGAGAGAUAAAGGGACGCGAGGGAUAUAAAGCCUUUUCACCCCCAACAAAGUCUUCCGAGCUACGUGUUAUUUUUCUGAAAAUGAAGUCUUCGAUGGGAUACACUGUAUUCGCGAUUGUGUGCUUCGUUGAGACAAUAUAUGGCGGUAAUUUUUAUUUUACAAAUUAUUAUUAUUAUUUUAAGUUUACUUUACGCCAUGUUAAACUAAUUUUAAUAAUAUUUGUUUGUUUUUAAAAUUGGUGCUAACUUUUUUAUUCUAUUCCCAGACAAACUAUUAGAGAUAAUUAUUGUGUCAAUAGCUUCUCUUUUUUUAAUAAACUUCUAUAGCUUUCAUUUAUUAGCAUAAGCUGCAGCAAUGUCAUUUCUUUAAGAUGUCAAUCAAAACAGACAUUAUUUUAGUUGCUACUAUAUAGUUCCUUGUGUUACAUACUAUACAGUUCCUUGCAUUAUACAGUUGCCUUUAUUACAUACUACUUGUCUUAUAAUGCGCAGUUGCUUGGUUUUAUCAUUUCACUUGUUAAUUAGUAUUACACACAGUAUUGAUAGCUCACGAAUCAAUGGACGCUGCAACACGUCACAUCUACUUGACAAGUUAUUCGACAAGACUUUCAUUCGACCAACGCGAGCUUCAAGAAUACCAAAUCGCGUUACAUCCCCUCCUCGGGGUACGCCACCGCAUAUUUUUUUUUUUACGCCCAUGAACCAUAUUAAUAUUUUUAUGUCCCACCCCCUUUUACACCGCGCUUACACUGAGACGAUGUCAAUGUCCGUGCACCAAAAGGAAAUAGUGCGCCCCAGCCGCACGAAUGGCGUUUGAAAAGAGUCUCGUUUAGCCCAGUUGUUGAGACUUUUAGUGUUCGCGCUGUUGAAUACGCCAUUACAGAGUACUUUCGUUGAUGCCUAAUAAGUUUUAUGGAUUGAUAGAAUGUCAGGGACAAAGAAUGAAGACUUAACGAAAGCAGGGAUGCAAGUACUGCGCAUAUUGUUAAUGUUUUUUAGUGCGUUCGUGACGCCCCACCCGCUCUCACCUCACUCCCCCCCCCAACCCAAUCAGGGUCACUAAGGGGACAACAGUGUUAAAAAAGUAAGUAAAAUGUAACACAGUGUAAUUUUUACAGUAGAUUUUUGAACAGAUGUGUGUCGUCGCUAUUCGGUUCAAAACUCCGGGGUUAACACUCCGGGGUUAUCACUCCGGGUCAACACUCCGGGUCAACACUCCGGGUCAACACUCCGGGUUAACAUUCCGGGUCAUCACUUCGGGUCAUCACUCCGGGUCAUCACUCUGGGUCAUCACUCCGGGUCAACACUCCUGGUCAUCUUUUUGAGAGCUGAAAACUACUCUGACACAGCCCCGGGGGUCAACAGGUCUGAUAGUGUCAUCUCUUGUUUGUUCACAGCUCACGAGUUCUGCCACCGAGGUUUUCAGGUAGCCACCAAGUAUCACCAGUGCUGGGACUCUGCCACAUACGAGCACAAGUACACAGGCCUCUAUGUCGCCCACAAGGACUACACGCCGGAGUUCCUUCAAGAUUAUGCCACCCAUAUGUGCAGGUACGAACCAUAGAAACAUUCCAUUUUUUUAAAAACAGCAUCCAUUUGCUCUUCUGAAUUAUGAUACUAAUAUGCCGUUGUUGUUGUUGCUGAUUUUGAUGGGAAAUGAUGACGAGGAGACGGCGGAGAGGGUUGGUUGUUGUUUUCUUAGUUUAAGGAAGACUGUAUUUUUUUUUUUUUUUUUUUUUACUAUUGGUUAUAGUUACGGAGAUGUUUUCCCCCCUUUAACCCAAUUGGGAUAAAGUUAUGGAGACGAUAUUCCCUAAUAGCAAUAGUUACUGAGAUUAAAUUUCCUAAUAGCUUUAGUUACGGAGAUGUUAUUCCCUAUUGGCUGUAGUUAAAGACUUUUUAUUCCCUAAUGGCUUUAUUUACGGAGAUGGUAUUGCCUACUAGCUAUAGUUACGGAGAAGUUAUUCCCAGCCAGAGUGAGAGCAUAUACUUCACAUUAUAUUGUUAUCUGGAUCAUCGUAUUUGUAGCGAUAUCUUGAUGCAGCGAUUGUUUAAGUGGUGAAUAGUUUUAAUUUAACUGUAUAGUGAUCAAUCUUAUUAUCCAAGUUUAAAUGUUUACCAUCGUUAUGUACCAGCCCUUGUCGGCAAAGACUGGUCCCUAAUUCGAUGUCUGUCUCCACACUUUCUGAGUCAAUCAGAAACAUCCCGUUGAACUCUCACCUUUAAGAGGGGUGGGGGGGGGGCAAAACUUUGCCGGCUUGUUGACUCCUUUAUUACUAUCUCUUAAAUUCGGAAGGUUGGGGGGGGGGGGAGAGCUCCUCCCUGGCCUACCCACAUGACGUCCUUGCCUGCCUGGUGGUGCUUGGUGAAUGGAGAGAUACUAACGUUUCUGAUUGAAAUUUUUAAUCAGCCUUACAUUCUAGCAUUGUAAUCCAUUGACUUUGCAUUGCAGUGUUGUGAAGCCCAAGGCUCUGGAAUGCCUACAGAAAGAAGUCAAAGACUGUAGCAAUGCUGCCAAACUGGUCGCUAUAGCCAAUGAGAGUGGAGGGGCGUGUGAGGGAAACCAUUUGAACCCAUUCUUUAAAUUACGUAAGUCCAACUUUUAGUUUUAAGGCACUCCGUUAUAAAAUCUGGCCACCAGUCGCCGAGACUUCCGGUCAAAUGAUUAGGAAUACAAUAUUUUUGAACGUUCGUUCGUACCCGUUUGGUCAUGGCUAGUUAUAAUUCAAUGUAUCGUGGCAGAUACCUAAUAUAUGGGCAAUCAAAUACCAGUUGUGCGAUAAGAUAAUAUGGGCAACAAUAUACUUGUUAUGCGAGAAAAUAUGGGCAGUCAUGUACCAGUUGUGCGAUAAGAUCUGGAUGGGCAAUCAGGUAUCAGAUAAAAUCUGGGCAGUCAGAUACUCUCACUCUCAUACAACAUAGUUAACAUUACAUAGUGAUAGUGAUAGCAUGUGUUCAUGUGUGCGAAAAGAUAUGGCACCAGUUAAGCGAAGGGAACAUAGCUAACACAAGAAAGCCAGAAAAUCAUUUUCGCACUCAUUAUUAAAUUAAAUUUAAAAGGGCUUGGAACACACAGUUACUUUUGAUAGUAGUCAUAGUAUAGUAAUACUAAGUUACUAAGUUAGUAUUAUUAAGGCUUAAUACUUAAUAAUCAUAAUCAGGGCUGCAUAAGUAAUAAGUUAAAAGGUAAAUUUUAAAAAAAAUUACUGAUAAUUCUUUCAAGUAUUAAAAAAAAAGUUAAGGACAUAAACUAUGAAGCUAAAAAUAGAACUUAGCUCACUAGUAGCAGGAAUAUUAUUAGUAGGCUUUUUCUUGGUCUGAGGCUGAGCCAUUUUGUUGUCAUGUAUUUUCAUUCAAGUAAUUCAAUCUGUCAAAUAUGGUUGUCCUGUAUUUUCAUUCAAGCUGCCACAUAAUCAUAUAGCUGUCCUGUAUUUAUUAGAAAGUGCCUAAAUUUAGCGAAUUCUAAUUUUAACAUGGGCGUCACAGUAGUUCAUUAAUUUAGUACUUUAUGACGUGUUCCCCAAUUUGUAUUCAGUAGGCUGGUGCACACAAUGAAUGUUUAUGGUCAGAUAAAAAGAAAAUUUGAUUGAUAAUUUGGCACCUUUUAAACUUGUCUACUGGUCCCUGGUCCAAUUUUGAAACUUGUCGAAAGGUCCCUGGUCCAAGUUUCAAACUUGAACAGCAGACUUAAAAGUUUGAGACAUGCUGUCCUGUGCCCACGCCUGGAGUUGGAGCCGUAGCAUGGGCUCUGCAAAUCCUGCAGGGAACCUCUUAUAUUUAAGGUGCAAAACGUAGUCAUGGGGAAAAUUUUUGAACUAUUUAAUUUUGAAUGCAGGGCUCAAAACCGAAAAGAAGCCUCCCAAAGUCAUGUGACGACUCCACCUAAGCCCUAAAACUUAUUGAUGAAAAUCCAUUGAGUAUUUCUUUAAUAAUUAUUUCAGUUUUAUUUAAAUUUUUGUUGUUAUUUUUGUCAUUUUUAAAAAAUAUCCCUUUAAAUCAGAUAUUAUUGACAAGUUGAAGACCGUGAACGGGGACUCUCCAUGUUUCACCAUAGCAGACAAUUCCUACAAGUGUUACGUGAUGGCUGGGGACGUCAUCAUGAAGAGUGGGGUGGACACUGUGGACAUUAGCAAGUUUCACCGAGUAGCUGAUAAGUAAGUGAAUGGUAUUCAUUAUGAGCAUCGGGUUUGGAUACCAGCAGUCAAAAAUGACUAGGCCUUAACCUUAGGCUCAUGUCGCUGAGGAGUAAUGCUGGGAUGACUGUGCAAUAAUGUAAUAUUGGUAUCUAUAUUAUUUAGGGUUAAAGUAUAAUAAUGUAAUUGUUUUUUAUCAUUUUUUUAAUAAGAUAGCUUAGUAAACCAAUUGAUUGAACCAUCCAUCCUUGAUAUUUAACUAGAAAUAUCCUGUGUCAUUCUUUCAGGUUUUUUGGCAUUAUCUGGGACUGCCUUAUAGAUGUGUUCAAGACCAACUCCAGCAUGUGUGAACAGUGGCAGCUACCCAUGCUGUUGGCCCUGCAGAAGACAGCCAUGCCAUCACUGUUUGGGAUGAGGCUCAACAACUAUCAGGUGGCCAAGUUGGAGGUACGUAGGGCUGCUUUACUGGCACGCUGUACGUUCAGUACUGGCAGGCUGUAUGUUCAGUACCGGCAGGCUGUAUGUUCAGUACUGACAGGCUGUAUGUUGAGCACAAACUGCUAUACAUGCUCAAUGUUUGUAGGAUGCAAUCACAUUUUUCUCAGGAUUCACUUCACAAAAUCAUCAAAACUUGAAUUUAUUGCCACAAUUCAAAGUGUCUACAAAAUGUUUCAAGUUAAAGCGGUACCAUCAACAACCGCUGGAGACCCUUUACAACAACUAACCACUUGAACAUGUUAAAUUAAAACAGGAAUACUUAACCUACUUCAGCAUUGUCUGUUUGUCUUUUAGGCUACCGAAGGUGUGGCCAACUGAAAGCAACAAAGAGUUAUUGUUGCAAGCAUGACUCACUGUUAAAUCUCAUAUUUGAAAAAAAACAAAAUGUCCAGCCGUAUUUUUGUAUAACUGAUUUAACACGUUGAUACUUACCGUGACGGUUUUGCAAAUCUAAUAUGUUUUGGUUCUUAGAAGAAACAAUAUGUAUCCAAGGACUGAGAAAAACAGUAUGCAAAGAAAAUGACACCAAAGCUAGUGAUACUAACAAUAUUUAAUAUAAUAUAUUUCAUAAAAAUUCAAAUUUGAAUAUGAAAAAAACAACAACUUUAAGCAAGUAUAAAAGGGCACACUCCUCAAGACACUUAUUAAUUUACACACACACAAUUAUAUAACGUCUCGUAUAGCAAAAAUCCUUCUCUUGCUCUGUUUCACUAUGUCUCCGAACGUUCUAGGAAAGAAAUUAUAGAAAUUUCGUCUUCUAAUGACAUUCUUUAGAACAAAGGGAAUGCAUUAGAACAUGAACAACCUUUUCCCAAUCAAGGGUGGUGAGGAUAUGGAUUGACACAACAUAUUUCCUCAGUGAGAUCAAUAUCAAGGCCAUAUUAAAAAUAAAAAAUUGGUUGUGGCUAAAAAUAGCUCUUCAUACAUGCUAUACUAGUACUAGGCUAUACUGUAUGUAACUUUUGAUUUGUUUUGACACAGCUGGAAGAUUCUUUUGUGAUCCCCACAACCACCCCCUCUGUCAUAGAAGAUUGCAAGAAAGGGACAUAUUUCAUACUGCUCAAAGCUUUGUUAGACAAACCAGUGGCUGAAUCAGGAGACUUAGUUCUUGAAAUUAACACGAAUGAGGAUGGAAAGGUGAGUAGGUAGAAAACAUUGGUAGGGGAAUGGACAGAUGAGUUGGUUAUUGUCUUUGGUGAGGGAGUGGUCGGGUGAGUGGGUAGUGGAUAUUUGUUGGGGGAUGGUCCGUUGGGUAGUGGACAUUGGUUAGGGGAUGGUCAGGUGAGCAGGUAAUGGACAAUGAUGAGGAGGAUGGUCAGGUGAGUAGUGGACAUUUAAAAGGAUGAGCAGGUAGCAAAGAUCGAUAUGGGGAUGGUCAGGUGAGUUGGUAAUGGACAUUGAUAAUUUGCAUCGUGGUUUGGGUAUCACUUUUGGAGCCACUUUUUACAUAAGUAAAACACUCACAUGUGGAGUUUGUGAAGAGUUGUUUGGUUUAAGCUAAAUCCAUUACUGUCAUAGUAUUGAAGGUAAAGAAUAUCCCGCUAAAUCCAUUAGUGUCUUAGUAUUGAAGGUAAAGAAUAUCCCGCUAAAUCCAUUACUGUCAUAGUAUUGAAGGUAAAGAAUAUCCAGCUAAAUCCAUUACUGUCAUAGUAUUGAAGGUAAAGAAUAUCCCGCUAAAUCCAUUAGUCUUUGUAUUGAAGGUAAAGACUAUCCCACUAAAUCCAUUAAUGUCUUUGUGUUGAAGGUAAAGAAUAUCCCAUUACCGUCUUAGUAUUGAAGGCAAAGAAUAUCCCAUUACCGUCUUAGUAUUGAAGGCAAUGAAUAUCCCAAUCAUGAACAUAAAAAAACAUGUUUGAAGAACUCUACCUGAACAAGAUCAUUAGUAAAUGUCUGUGCUUUCAAGCGGGUUUCACCAUGUAACAUAAUAAGACAUUUAUUACACAUUUCAUUGAAUACAUAAUGAGACAUUCAUUAGAAAAUAUUACACAAAUAUCGUCUAAACAAGAGAGUUAAUUGGAUGUAUGAUACAAUGUAUCAGCAUUGUGACAUCUUGUCUGUUCUCUUCAUUUGACCCAAUCACAUCUUUCAAUUCAACAGCCUUCUAUCACCCUGGCCAGCAACCCCAAGGACAACGAAGAUUUUGCAGCGUUUGUUGACCUUGUGUCCAAGAAAGACCAGAGAAAGGAGAAAAAGAAAAAAGAGAAGGUAAAACGGAUUUGGAGUUCUCUAGGACCAAUCGUUGUGGGUUUGAGGGAAAGACCUUAAAUCUAACUCUGACCAAUCGUCGUGGGUUUGAGGGAAAGACCUUUAAACUAACUCUGAUGAUGCUUAUAAACUCUCUAGGCUUAUACUAAGUAUUAUUUGGAAUGACAUGGGACACACCACACCUAGCCUACCACGCUUGAUUGGAAAUAGACAUUCAGUUGAUGCAUAAGUUUUGAAGCUGAAGUUGUUUUUGUUCCCUGGCUUCUGGUGACAUUGUUUCAUUGUGUUGUGUUGUUUUUGUUCCCUGGCUUCUGGUGACAUUGUUUCAUUGUGUUGUGUUGUUUUUGUUCCCUGGCUUCUGGUGACAUUGUUUCAUUGUGUUGUGUUGUUUUUGUUCCCUGGCUUCUGGUGACAUUGUUUCAUUGUGUUGUGUUGUUUUUGUUCCCUGGCUUCUGGUGACAUUGUUUCAUUGUGUUGUGUUGUUUUUUUUAUUUAAUUAUUUUGGGUCCUGUUAACCUGACAUUUAAAUCCAGAAACUCGUUGAGAGUUUCAAAUAUUUGUAAUACAGGUAUUUAAACUAAUGACGUCAUCAAAACUACACCCAUUGUGAUUUAAAACCCAUUUUAUAUUUGCCUUGUGAUAUAAUUUAUUGACUACAAUUGCUACAAAGUAGUAGACCUAAUCAUGUCUUAUUAUUGAGUACAAUCUAGUAGGCCUACAGCCAUAUCUUAUAAUAUAUUGUGUACACGGUAUAUAUUUAUGGUUUUAUACUUGCAUUGAUUGUGAUAUAAUUUAUUUAGUUUCAUUUGUAUUUUCAUGAGCAAUCUGAAUUCUUGAAUGAUAUUAAAAAUUGUGACUUCCUCCCUCCAAGUUUCCAUUUCUCUAUGUCUCUCUCUCUCUUUUACUCUGUAUGUUCACUCUUCUACCCACAUCUACUCUCUCUCUUCUUUCCACAUCGACUUACCUUUGUUAUUCUCUCAUUUUAUUCCCUUGUUUACUUGACUUAUCACGCAUCACAUACAGGUUUUCAUCAUUUUUUUUUUUUUUUUAAAUUGUAUAGUAUUGAACAAUAUUUAUGCAAAUAUGACAUCAGUUCUUAUCAUAGAACGUGGGUUGCAUAACAUACUUGAUUAUUUUUUGUUUAAAGAAAUUACAUUUUCUCCUAUUGUGCAUGCAUAAGAAAGAUUUCCAUACUACACUACAUAGGAAAGUAUUUUUAUAAAGUUGAAGAAAUAGUUGUGUUGUAAAAUGUCCCUACAAUUAAAUAGUUUCUGGUGAGAUUUAGUCCAGAAUCUCUAUGUGCCAUGUGUAAACUAGUUUCUGGUGAGAUUUAGUCCAGAAUCUAUAUGUGCCAUGUGUAAACUAGUUUCAAGUGUGAGAUUUAGUCCAGAAUCUCUAUGUGCCAUGUGUAAACUAGUUUCAAGUGUGAGAUUUAGUCCAGAAUCUCUAUGUGCCAUGUGUAAACUAGUUUCAAGUGUGAGAUUUAGUCCAGAAUCUCUAUGUGCCAUGUGUAAACUAGUUUCAAGUGUGAGAUUUAGUCCAGAAUCUCUAUGAGCCAUGUGUAAACUAGUUUCAAGUGUGAGAUUUAGUCCAGAAUCACUAUGUGCCAUGUGUAAACUAGUUUCUGCUGAGAUUUAGUCCAGAAUCUUUAUGUGCCAUGUGUAAACUAGUUUCAGCUGAGAUUUAGUCCAGAAUCACUAUGAGCCAUGUUUGUUUAUCCCAUUAUUUUAUUUUCAUUUGUUCAACUUAUUUGCCCUCUUGAUUUUUUUUUUUUUUUUACUUACUUAAGAAAAAUUAACUGAUAAUUUUAUCCAGAUAAAAUAUAACUUUUUAACAUGACUUACAAUUUAAAUGUAAUGAAAUUAAAUCAUUUCAAAUAUGUUUUUUACAAAACUUGUUUUGUCUGUUUUAAACUUGUUGAACUGUGAAUCUCAAACUUGUUUAUUCCAUGAUUGCCAAACUUGUUUAGUCUGUGAUUGCCAAACUUGUUUAGUUUUUGAUGUUCAAACUUGUUUAGUUUGUGAUUGCCAAACUUUUUUAGUCUGUGAUUGCCAACCUUGUUUUGUUUUGUUUGUGAUUGCCAAACUUGUUUAGUCUGUGAUUGCCAAACUUGUUUAGUCUGUGAUUGCCAAACUUGUUUAGUUUGUGAUUGCCAAACUUGUUUAGUUUUUGAUUUUCAAACUUGUUUUGUUUGUGAUUGCCAAACUUGUUUUGUUUGUGAUUGCCAAACUUGUUUAGUCUGUGAUUGCCAAACUUGUUUAGUCUGUGAUUGCCAAACUUGUUUAGUUUGUGAUUGCCAAACUUGUUUAGUUUUUGAUUUUCAAACUUGUUUUGUUUGUGAUUGCCAAACUUGUUUAGUCUGUGAUUGCCAAACUUGUUUAGUCUGUGAUUGCCAAACUUGUUUAGUCUGUGAUUGCCAAACUUGUUUUGUUUUGUUUGUGAUUGCCAAACUUGUUUAGUCUGUGAUUGCCAGACGGUAGAGGUAAUGGUAACUCGGGGAGUGCCCUGUGCAUACCUGGGCUAGUGUUGCUUGUUUGGAUGUGCGUGUCUCCACCAGCCAUCGUGUGUCGUUGGUUCCUUGAGUUUCUCCCAGACCUCUGUCUUUUCCAUCUUUCUGCCAUCUUUUGGUCCACUUCCUUUUGAGUGGUCCCUCAGCAGGUACUUUAUGGCAGUUACUGAGACCUCUGUCUGUGGAUGACUUGCACCAUUUCUAGCCAAUUUGUCAGCCCUUUCAUUUCCUUCUAGUUUUGAAUGUCCUGUCAUUCACUUCAUUGUCACAGACUUCCUGUUAGUCAUUCUAAUUUUAGCAAUGUUUCAUAAAGUUUCCUGGAGCUUUCGGCUUGGAAAGCUACUUUGUGCUUGCUGCGUUGAUCUUUAGUACCGGUAUGUGAACAUAAUACUAUGUCUGAGGUUGGGAUAUUUCCUCCUUGAACCCUUCAAGUAGUGCUGGACAUCGAUAUGGAUAGCUUUGAUCUUGGCGUAAGAAUAUAAACUUCCUCAAGAGCCACCUAGCUGAAUGCUUUGUGCUCGGUUAGGUAAAUGCAUUGAUAUGCCACAUCCGGCUCUCCCUGGACCCACACACCCGUCUGUGAAGAUGUGGAUAGCGUUGGUUGGAUAGGCUGAUAUCACUUCUUAUUGAUAUGCCACAUCCGGCUUUCCCUGGACCCAGGCACCCGUCUGUGAAGACGUGGAGAUGGUUGGUUGGAUAGGCUGAUAUCACUUCUUAUUGAUAUGCCACAUCCGGUUUUCCCUGGACCCACGCACCUGUCUGUGAAGACGUGGACAGCGUUGGUUGGAUGGGCUAAUAUCACUUCUUGUGGACAGCGUUGGUUGGGUAGGCCAUCACAUCUUGUGGAUAGCGUUGGUUGGGUAGGCUGAUAUCACUUCUUGUGGAUAACGUUGGUUGGGUAGGCUGAUAUCACUGCUUGUGGACAGCGUUGGUUGGGUAGGCUGAUAUCACUUCUUGUGGACAGCGUUGGUUGGGUAGGCUGAUAUCACUUCUUGUGGACAGCGUUGGUUGGGUAGGCUGAUAUCACUUCUUGUCUAUAGCGUUGGUUGGGUAGGCCAUCACAUCUUGUGGAUAGCGGUGGUUGGGUAGGCUAUCACUUCUUGUGGACAGCGUUGGUUGGGUAGGCUAUCACUUCUUGUGGACAGCGCUGGUGGGGUAGGCUGAUAUCACUUAAUAUCACUUCUUGUGGACAGCGUUGGUUGGGUAGGCUGAUAUCACUUCUUGUCUAUAGCGUUGGUUGGGUAGGCCAUCACAUCUUGUGGAUAGCGUUGGUUGGGUAGGCUAUCACUUCUUGUGGACAGCGUUGGUUGGGUAGGCUAUCACUUCUUGUGGACAGCGUUGGUUGGGUAGGCUGAUAUCACUUCUUGGGCAGUUACCCUCUUAGUACCUGUUGCGGCGGGAGAUUCGCAGCACAACUUUCUGGUAGGGGCUCGUUUAAUAGUUGAUAGGCCCGUGGUCCGCAACAGUACUAAUCCUCAGCAUGAUCACUAGAAAAUGUUCCUCUCAAAUGUUUGUGCCACUCUAAGGAAAGACAUUUUCUUUAGUCUGUCCUUGCUUACCCACCCUUUGAUUAGGCUUUUGAUCGCGUCGGAUUCGUCUAGGGGCUGAACCUCCCAAGUGAGGUUAGGACGGCUCGCUCAUGCCUUAUUUCCAGCGGUUCCAAGUUUGCAAAGUUCUCAGAAGCGGCGAUAGGGGAAUUUUUAAAUGUUCCAUAGAUUAUGCUGCCUGUUUUUUUUAUUAAAUCAAGUUUGGCUUUCUUAACGCGCAGUCUACAGUCUAUGACGAACCGUACAGCCCCGAUGUUUAGAGAUUUUAUUAUGUUUGCGUUUUCUCCCCAUUUGGCGCUGGCCAGUUUGCCGCCAUGAGUAGAUCAUCUCCAUUGGUAUGAAAUUGUAACUUUUGGUCCAGUGCCGCUCCAAGAUAUUUUGGAUUAUCGACUUUUUGUAGAUUUUGUUUGAUGUCAUCAUAUCCUCCAACCACUUCUCCUUUCUGUGACAAAAGGAACUGUGGAGAACUUGGCAGGAGUGGAUAGCACUUGAACAACGGUCCACUUUUCUUGUGAUCCUCUCUAUGUACUUACAUAAUUUUUUUUUAUGAGGCUUCUAUAUUUUUGGGAAUGGUUUAUUUUAUAAUUUAAGGACAGACAGAACUAUUAUGAAACAAUGUCACUUACAAGUAGAAACCUUUGCUGUCAUCAAAUCUCUUUCACUAAAAUACCUUAAUUUAUCCAACAGGAAAUCAAAAACUUUGUCCAACGUAUCGGAGCCACCCAGAAAAAAGUUAAAACAGAAAGAAAGCUUCCCCCCAGAGCCCAAAAAUUCCCCAAGAUGGAUGACAUCGGCAUGAUCAACUAGUUUCAAAAUUAACUAGUUUCAAACAAGCCACAGCUCUGCUUUCUUUACCAUGACGAAUCUGUGGUCAGGGCAUUUUCUAUUAAUCUAAAACUAGCCACAGCUUUGCUUUCUUUAGCACAGGGAUUAACUUGCUCCACAGUGUCACAGCCCUUCUUCAGCUGUUUAAAUCAGACGUGUGUCAAGCAGUGUAGCACCUGUAAAGUAGUGUAGCAUCAUGGAUGUUUGCAAGAUUUAGAAAUGUAAUCUUUGAAAAUGUAUUAAGACUCUAGCUACCAGGGGUCUAUUGAUGGUAUGAAAAAAUCUAGCUACUGGUACCUUAGGUCUAUUGAUGUAUUAUUAGAAUCUAGCUACCUAUUGAUGUAUUAUUAGAAUUUAGCUAUCUAUUGAUGUAUUAUUAGAAUCUAGCAACCUAUUGAUGUAUUAUUAGAAUCUAGCUACCUAUUGAUGUAUUAUUAGAAUCUAGCUACCUAUUGAUGUAUUAUUAGAAUCUAGCUACCUAUUUAUGUAUUAUUAGAAUCUAGCUACCUAUUUAUGUAUUAUUAGAAUCUAGCUACCUAUUGAUGUAUUAUUAGAAUCUAGCUACCUAUUGAUGUAUUAUUAGAAUCUAGCUACCU
This is a messenger RNA of Lymnaea stagnalis (great pond snail), 12473 nucleotides long. The record is from the annotation of a GenBank genome assembly. Lineage: Eukaryota; Metazoa; Mollusca; Gastropoda; Lymnaeidae.